Molecule: messenger RNA, 10385 nt
Organism: Xyrichtys novacula (pearly razorfish)
Lineage: Eukaryota; Metazoa; Chordata; Actinopteri; Labriformes; Labridae
Source: the annotation of a GenBank genome assembly
AUGCCAGAACACCUUAAAAUGCCUUGUGGAGACUGUCAGUUGCUCCAGAAAAACAACAGGAGUAUAACUAACCUGAAAGAGGACAUCCGUAGACUGUCAGAUGAGCUGAAAAAGAAGGAUCGUCUCUUGACCAGCUUCAUCGAUAUCACCUCUGCCCAGUCAAAAAAGUUAGCAGUCAUGAAUUCAGCUAUAGCUAACACCGUUUUGUGGGAUCCUGCAACUCGUCCCGGAUCCUCCUCCUGCUCGACUCCUAAUCACCGAGCUACCUGGACUGAGGUAGUCAGGGGCCGUAAGAAGAGUGAUCACCAAGAAAUCGCUUCACCUCCCCUCAACCUCUCAAAUCGCUUUGCGGCUCUACUGGAUCUCUACUGGAUGCAUUCAGCGGAUCUCUCCAGGGAUGCAGCCGCCCCCACCCGCUCCGCUGCUGGCCCAAGGUCUGGGAGAGCUGAACCUGUGGCGGCUCGUGUUUUCCACGUGCAGCCCUCCGCUGGCAUCAACGGCAACAAUGCUCCAGGUUACUCCUUUGCUGCCGCAGCUGCGGCCGUCUCCUUUCCUACUGCUGGUUCCUCAUCCACCUCGCGCCCUGGAAAUCCCCGGUCUCGCCUCCCUAGGCUAAACACUUGGAUCACCGAGGUAAAUCCGCAAUCUGAUCUUCCUCCACUUCUGCCACAAUCUCCAUCUCAUCCCCAUCCCUUAACGCUUAUUAUUGGAAGCUCCAUGGUAAGGAACAUCAGAGCAAAAGGUGCCCACAAGUACUGUUUUCCUGGGGCGUGCAUUUUGGACAUCCGAGAUAAACUGCCUUCUGUUCUAAGUCACCAUCCAGACUGCUCAAACCUGGUCAUUCAUGUGGGAUCAAAUGAUGUCAGCCAGCAACAGUCCGAAAUCCUCCGUGCGGACUUUCAGCUACUCAUCCCUGCCUUAAAGGACACAAGAAAAAGCAUUCUUCUAUCUGGUCCAAUCCCCUCGGGCGGGGCUGUGGACGUUUUUCCCGCUUACUGUCUCUACACACCUGGCUUAAAAGAGUAUGCAGUGCAACACAAAUGAAUCUAGAUUUUAUUGACAACUUCGACCUCUUCUGGAACCGUUCCCAACUGUACAGACAUGACGGACUCCAUCCAAACCUACAUGGUGCAAAACUGCUUUCUGCAAAUAUUUACUAUGCUUUGGUUAAUCUGCAAAAUGCCCGCUGGACUGUCUGAGACAGUCCAUGCCACCAUGAGGUACAUUCACCGAUAGGGUUCCUGCUACAAGCAACAUUUCUGCAACAUCUGGCCAAACUCAUCCCCUACCACUCAUGGGGCAUGGACUGUCGAUCCUACUCCCAGCUGCUCCUCCUGUUAAUCACAUCCCAGUCCGCCAAACAAUCAGACAACAUAAGUCUUUCUACAAAGCAUCUCGCUCAGUAAAUUACGACAAUCUUAUCACCAUUACAGUUCCAUCUUGGCCUCUCAUCUCCUUUAAAUUUGGUUUGCUGAAUGUAAGAUCUCUCUCAAACAAAUCAUUUAUCCGUCAAAAUUUUAUUUUAUCACAAAACCUUACCUGCUUCUUCAUCACUGAGUCAUGGCUUACCCCUGAUGACCUCUCCCCUCUAAUUGAAACCACUCCUCCAGGCUACUUUCACUUUCAUCAACCCAGGUUACAUGCAUGAGGUGGUGAGGUCGCUGUCAUCUGCAAAAUUGCCCUCAAGGGCUCCUCUAUUUCUAUAGGCCCCUUUUCAUCUUUUGAAUCUUUGGCUUUUGUGAUAGAUGGCAGCUCACCGGUCUUCUGCCUGCUAUUAUACAGACCACCCAAACCAAACAUUAAUUUUAACAGUGAGUUUUCUGAUCUCCUUUCCAACAUUGCCCCAAAGUAUGACAAUAUUCUUAUUCUUGGAGAUUUCAACAUCCAUAUUUGCUGUCCUUCUGAAGCCAUGACUCGUGAUUUUAUAAACUUACUUGAAUCUUUUGGUCUCCACCAGUCUGUGAAUGGCCCGACCCAUGUUAAAGGCCAUACAUUAGAUUUAGUUCUCUCCUCGGGUAUCUCUAUCUCAAACCCAGUAAUAGAAGAUUUUCAUGUAUCUGAUCACAAAGCAAUCAUCUUUGAUCGCGAUUUGCCUCAUCUUUCUCCGGUUCACUCUGCUCUUCUCCGCUCCUGAACUAUCAAUUCAUCCACUGCCACUAAGUUUGCAGAAGCCUACAGAGAGGCUGCCAACAUUAACAGUAUCGAGGCAGCACCAUCUCAUGUGAGCACAGAGGAAAUUCUCUCUCUUUUUUACCAGUACUGUUUCGGCCACCCUUAACUCUGUUGCGCCUCUAACAAUUAAAAAACGUAAGCCUCUAGCCUUACCAUGGCUUAAUAAAAAUACAAGAAAAGUUAGGAGGGCAUGCAGAAGGGCAGAGCGAAGUUGGAAGCGGGACAAAUUGCAGAUCACAUUCCAAAUCCUGAAGGAUCUCUUGGAUAAGUAUCAGCUGGCUGUCAAAAAUGCCACAGCUCAAUAUUUUUCUGAUAUCAUUGAAAAAAACUGUCAUAAUCCUAGGGUACUUUUUAGUGUGUUGAACUCUGUCAUUUCCUCCACUCCCACCUCCUGCCUUGAAGCAUCUGACUCUAAAUGUGAGUUCCUAAAAUUCUUUAGAGAAAAAGUCAUUAACGUCAGAGCUAGUAUUAAUCCAUCUGUAAACAGCCUAUCCAUCUCCUCUGAAAAUACUGCAGUUCUCAAUUCUUUUAACUCCAUGACUUUAACAGAACUUCAUCAUAUUAUCUCUUCUAUGAAGACCUCCACCUGUCCUCUCAAUUAUCAGUAGCUCCCUGGAAACCAGUCAUGUUUCCCAAUCUUUCAAACAUACAGUUGUCCAGCCACUUUUAAAAAAAACGAAUCUAGAUCCUUCAGUCCUCAACAAUUACAGACCCAUAUCUAAACUACCCUUUCUUUCCAAAAUACUUGAAAAAGUCGUUUUUAACAAACUAUUGUCCCACCUUGCUCAAAAUUGCAUUUUUGAAAAAAUCCAGUCCGGUUUCAGAGCUCUUCACAGUACUGAGUCUGCAUUACUGAGAAUAACUAAUGACCUUGUAGCUGCUGACUCAGGUAACUGCUCCAUCCUCCUGCUCCUCGAUCUAACUGCAGCCUUUGACACAGUAGAUCAUUCAAUUCUUAUUCACAGAUUAAAACAAUGGGCAGGAGUCUCUGGUUCUGCCUUAAACUGGUUUUCAUCAUAUUUGUCCAAGAGAUCAUUAAGUGUCUCAAUUAGAGGGUCCCCCAAGGUUCCAUACUUGGUCCAAUUCUCUUCUCCAUCUAUUUGCUUCCCCUUGGUCACAUUAUUAAAAAGACACACAGAUCUACCUCCCCUUGAGCCUAAUAACUACAAUCAAAUAAGUGCCCUUAAUAACUGUCUUCAUGACAUCAAAUCCUGGAUGGCUGCAAACUUUCUCCAGCUCAAUGAAAAAAAAACUGAAGUUACUCUAUUUGGACCACAGCAGUUCACCAACAUUAUCGCCCCCCCUUCUUGGCCCUUUGGCCCCCUCUGUCAAAUCACAUUUUAAAAAUCUUGGUGUCAUCUUUGACUCAGGAUUAAAGUUUGACAAACAAAUAAAUCAGGUCAUAAAAUUAAGCUUCAUGCAGCUCCGCGUUGUCUUAAAAAUCAAAUAAUUUCCUACCACUUCUGAUCUGGAGAAAGUCAUUCAUGCCUUCAUAUCCUCGCGCCUCGACUAUUGUAAUGCAUUAUAUUUUGGUAUCACUCAGUCUUGUUCAUCUCGUCUCCAACUAAUUCAAAAUGCAGCAGUCAGAGUUUUAACCAGAACUAAGAAGAGGGAACACAUUACUCCCAUUCUUGGCUCCCUUCAUUGGCUGCCUGUUAGCUACAGGAUUGAGUUUAAAUCCCUGAUGUUUGUUUACAAAGUGUGUAAUGGUCUUGCCCCCUCUUCUGUCACAGAACUCUUGUCUCCAUAUCGCACAAUGAGAGAACUAAGAUCGUCUGACCAAAGACUACUGUCAGUCCCACGAUCCAGGACUAAGUUUGAUGGGGACAGGGCUUUCUGUAUCGCGGCCCCAAAACUGUGGAAUUCUCUCCCUCCCACCAGAUUCUCCCCCACUAUUGAGACUUUUAAGACUCAACUUAAAACCCACUUUUACUCCCUAGCUUUUAACUGUCCCUAACUUUUAUAGCUCAACCAUUUCCCAUGUAGGCUCUGUGAGGUCUGUAGGUCAUUAGAUCUGUGUUGUCUUUAUCAUUGUUAUUAUUAAUAAUAAUAAUAAUAAUAAUAAUAUCUUACAUUUGUAUAGCACCUUUCAAGAUACCCAAAGCGCUUUUAUUUUUAUUUUUAUUUAUUAUUGCUGCUGCUUUUGUUAUUAUUAUUAUUAUUAUUGUUAUUUAUUAUCACUAUUAUGAAUGAUGAUGAUAGUGAUGGUAUUGAAAAUAUUUUUUAUUGCUAUCGUUAUUAAUAUAACUGUCACUCUGUCUGCUCUUCUUCAUCGUCUGUUUGUUCUCUUCUUUUGUUUUGUUUUUUCCUCUGUGUUGUUGUAAAGCACUUUGGGUCAACUCUGUUGUGUGUGAAGUGCUAUAUAAAUAAAGUUGAGUUGAGUUGAGAUGAGUAUUAAAAUGCAUAAACUUCAAUAGGGCUUGAUUUCGUGGACACGGAUGUGCGCACUAAGGAAACGUCAUUUUAAAACUUAAGAUAAGAAAACACUGGAGGUUUAGGUUAAAAUCUAAAAACAAAGAAACAUGGAACGACAUUUUAGAAAUAAUAAAUAAAAUGAAAUAAAAACAACAGUAAAAGAUACUACAAUAAAGGCACCAAAAUGGCUCAAAAAAGACGAUCCUGUGAUUAAAACUAGAGUAGAUAAAUAAUAAAACACUUAAAGUGAAUAAUACAAAAUUUAGAUAUAAGCAAGAAUAAAGGUAUGCUUUUAGUUUGUUUCUAAAAUCAUAAAGAUUAGGUGCAGUCCUCAGAUCUUAAGGUAAGCUGUUCCAUAGACAGGGGCCAGAGUAAUAAAAAGAUGCCUCACCGUAUGUUUUAGUUAUAAUUUUAGGCAAUGUUAACAGAGAACCUCCUGAAGACCUGAGGGCUCCACCUGGCUCAUAUGGUAAAAGAAGAUCAGAUAGAUAAGAAGGGCCAAAGCCAUUAAGAGCUUGAAAAACCAAUAAAGCAACCUUAAAAUCUAUUCUAAAAGAGAUGGGUAGCCAAUGCCGAGACCUUAAAAUUGGUGUAAUAUGAUCCCUCUUUCUGGUCCUUGUUAACAUCCGUGCAGCUGAAUUUUGGAGUAAUUGCAGGAGUCAAAUGUUCUUUUUGGGGAGACCAGAAAGGAGUGCAUUACCAUAAUCUAUUGUACAAGUGAUAUAAGCAUGAAUUAAUGUCUCUGCAUGGGCUUGAGAGAGAGGGCUAUGUUUUUUAAAUGAUUAAAAUGCCUUCUUGGUGAAAUCUCGUAUGUGAGGCUCAAAGCUCAGUUCUGAAUCAAAUAAAACACAUAAAUUUUUAGCUUGUUGACUUGGAUUAUAGGAUAAUGCUUUGAGUUUGCUGACCGGUUUCUCUCUCUUGUCCCCUUUCCCAAUUACUAAAACAUAAGUUUUGUCCUGGUUGAGCUGUAAAAAGUUCUCUGCCAUCCAUGAUUUAUUGUCUAAAAUGCAGUUAAAAAGUGGCCCUGUGUCAUCAGGAGACACAGCAACAUAAAGUUGUGUGUUGACAGCAUAGCUGUGGAAAUUGAAGCCGUGUGUCGGGUUCAGGAGGCACAAAGGGUCAAUUUCUACAAACACACAAUAUAACACAAACCAAUUUUUAAGUCACUCACACUCUUCAUAUGGCUGAGCCAAGAUUGACACAAAUACAAUAAUCAACUAGGUUUCAACAAACGCUGUGAUUUUGGUUUCACCCUGGGUCACCUGACCCGAGGAAGCGCGUCACCUUGCGCUAUUUAACGGGUGACCCAGAACUGCCUCUGUUCAGUCGGUGAACCUGAGACAGACUUCUGCUUCAACAGCAGGUGAGUGUGUGUUCGAGUGUGCACCCUCUAACACUCGUAGCGGGGACACAAAAGUCCAGGGAAAUUAUUGUCAUUUGUGUUAAUUUUGACUCCCUCGUCCGUCACUCCAUUAGCGAGGGAGAGCGAGAGGGCGAGAGAGCGAGAGGGCGAGAGAGCGAGAGAGAAGGCGGCCAGCCGUGAGGGAGAGCGGGCGGCCAGCCGCAAGAGAGAUGGCGGCCAGCCACGAGGGAAAGCAGGCGCCCAGCCACGAGGGUAGCGCCCUUCCACAAUACCCCUCUCCACCCUGAGGUUGGCGAUGUGCGGCAACCUCGAAAGAUAGGCUGCCACAACGUUGCUCUUGCCCGGCUGAUGGUGGAUCCAGAAUUGGAAUGGUUGGAGGGAGAGGUGCCAGUGGGUGAGACGACUGUUGUGAUCCUUCAUUGAAUCUAUCCACGUCAGCGCCCGAUAAUCAGUCUCAUGCUCUCCAGGGCCCAUUCAAUGGCCAGGCCUUCCUUCUCCACAGUGGAGUACCUGGUCUCCUGUGGUAGCAGCUUGCGGCUCAGGUACAGCACCAGUCGCUCAUCACCUGGCUCACCUUGGGCCAGGACUGCCCCCAGUCCCACAGCUGAAGCAUCAGUCUGAACCAGGAACUGCUGGCUGAAGUCGGGGCCUCUCAAGACUGGCGAAGAGCACAAACAGGCUUUGAGAGCGUGGAAGGCCAUCUCGUAGUCCUCGUUCGAGAUGACCGGGUUUCUCUGGUCCUUCGCUGUCAGAGGAGCUGCGAUGGUGGCAAACUGUUGGACAAACCUUUCGUACCAGCCGGCCAAGCCCAAGAAGGACCUCACCUCCUUCUUUGUGUGAGGGCGUGGGCAGCUGCGGAUGGCCUCCACCUUGUCCACCUGCGGCCAGACAUCCCCUCGUCCCAGCCAGUACCCCAGGUACUCUGCCUCCUCCUUGGCCCACUGGCAUUUGGCUGGAUUCAGCGUCAGGCCUGCCUGCUAGAUCUGGCCCAGGACUCGCUCCAAUGAUGCAGGUGCUGCUCCCAGGUGUCACUGAAGAUGACCACAUCAUCCAGGUAGGCAGCAUUGCAGUCCUCACACCCUGUAGAACCUGGUCCAUCAGUCUCUGGAACGGGGCAGGUACCCCGUACAGGCCAAAGGGCAUCACCGUAAACUGGAAGAGGCCAGCAGGUGUCUGGAAUGCUGUGUAGGGACGACUGGACACUUCCAGGGGUACCUGCCAGUAGCCCUUACAGAGGUCCAGGGUGGUGUUGAACCUGGCCCGGCCGAUCCUCUCCAGCAGUUCGUCAAUCCGUGGCAUUGGGUAGGUGUCAAACUCCGACAUCGCAUUAAGCUUCCUGAAGUCGAUGCAGAUGCGGAGGGAGCCGUCCUUAUUCACCACAAUGACCACUGGGCUGCACCACUCGGACUGCGACAGUUCGAUCACCCCCAAGCGCUGCGCCUCCUCUACCUCCUUCAGGAGCUUGGCCACUGGCGAACUGGCCCCUUGUCUCUCAGGCGAACCAUGUGCUCGAUGAGGCCAGUCCUCCCCGGGCUGGCAGCGAAGAGCUUGGAGACCCUCUGGAACACCUGACACAGCUGGCUGGACUGGACGGCAGAGAGAUGGCCAAGAGCAGGUUCAGCAGACUGAUGGAGGUCGGCGAGGGUACACUCCUCCUCCUCUUCGCUGUCCACCUCCACCACCAAUAGGGCCGCCACAGGGCCCCAAGCUGGAGCCUCCUUCCACUCCUUCAGCAGGUUGACAUGGUAGACCUGCUUUGCCCUUUUCUUGUCAAGGUGGUGGAUCUCAUAGGUCACAGGGCCCAUGUAGGGACGGUGUACGGGCCCUGCCACUUGGCAAGCAGCUUGCUGUUUGAAGAUGGGAGGGAGAGCCUUCUGGCCGGGCUGGAACUCUCUGCGUCUGGCAUGUCGGUCGUACUACGCCUUCUGGGCCUGCUGGGCUUCAGGCAGGUUGACCUCGGCCUCAUCCUGGUACUUUGCUACUUUGCCAGCCAGUCCCUCAUCUCCAGCACGAAGUGGACCACACUGCGAUCACUGAUGCCUGUUGCAGGAGCCUUCCAUGUCUUUAGCAGCAGAUCCAACGGCCCCUGUACCUCCCAGCCGUAUAGUAGUUCAAACUGCGAGAACCCUGUGGAUGCUUGGGGAACUUCUCGGUAGGCGAACUGCAGGAAGGGUAACCACUGGUCCCAGUCUCGCCCAAUGUCAGCCACAAAUUUCUGCAGCAUCUUUUUGAGGGUUUGGUUGACAUGCUCAGCCAAGCCGUCUGUCUGAGGGUGGUAUGGGGUGGUCUUGAUUGUGGAAAUCCCCAACUGUCGGUGGAAGACUGCAGGAGUCUGGAGGUGAAAUUAGGCCCCUGUUCUGUGAUGAUCUUGUCUGGAACACCAACCCUGGAAAACAGCUGGACAAGGCAAUGCAGCACUGCCGGAGCAGUAACCGUGCGCAGGGGAAAAGCCUCUGGGAAACAAGUGGCGUAAUCACAGACCACCAGGAUGUACUGGUGCCCUUCACUGCUCCUCACCAAUGGGCCAACAAUGUCCAUGGCUAUCUGCCUAAAUAGAGCGGAGAUCACAGGCAGAGGUUGGAGGUAGGCAUGGUCUGAUUGGUGGACAUAGCAAGUUUUCUAACAGGUGGGACAGGUUUUACAGAAGGUUUGCACAUCAACAUACAUGGAAGGCCAAUAGAACCUUGAAGAUAUCCGCAAGUAAGUUUUGUUGCAACCCAGGGGCCUCAUGUAUCAACACUUGUGUGGGACUCAUACCAGAAACAAGCGCACGCAAGGUCCGUCACGCUGAAAAAAAUCUGUAUGUAUCAAUGUGUGCGGGCGCCGAAAGCCACGUGUGUUUCCUUGAUAAAUCCCAAUCAGCGUGGAAUUGAGCGCAGAUGUCGGAGUGACUGGGCCCGCCCCCGGCCCCAGCACCAGCACCAACACCAGCGCGCCGACAAGCGAUGGAGCGUCCACCAGCCGCGGCGCUUCCGCUGGACCACCCGGACGCACUGGAAGGGUCCUCACGGAGGCGGUCCUGCAAUCACAGGAACAAAUAAUUAGGGGGAUCGCGGGGAUCAACGAUCGGCUGGACCGCCACGUAAAUGUCCUCGAGCGUCUGGUGGACAAAAUAAAUUAAUUUGGCUCAUUAAACUGUGUAUUCACUUCUUACCCAUUCACAUUGUGGUGAUGAGAUUCUCCAGCGCGAGGACGGCGGACCGGCAGGGAUCAGCUCGCAUCCCUCCGUCUGCUGCUGGUUUGUGAUGUGGGGCGACGUGCUGCUCGGCCAUGGGGAUGUGGUGCAGGUGUGCCACAUUGUGGAGGACGCCACACGCCAUCACAAUGCGGCACACCUUCUCCGGAUGAUACAGAAGCACGCCGCCACUCCGGUCCAGACAGCGCCACCGACCCUUUAACUGGCCGAUGGCCCUCUCCACCACUGACUGAGAGCGAGAGUGGAGAUGGUUGUACCUCCGCUCUCGGUCAGUGUGGGGGUUGUGGAGAGGGGUCAUCAGCCAGGUCCUGAGGGGGUAGCCACUGUCACCUUCAGAAAAAGCACAGUGUGUUAAGUCUUGGGCUUAAAGCGUUGUAAUAAUAGCAAGCAAUAAGCAAUCAAUAACCCACAACAUCCAUCGAGUACUCGCAAUCAAACACAGAGUACAAUACAUCAGCGUUGCACACAUUUGGUUCAAGUCACUGAUGCACGUCAAGUUUCUUGAAUAACAUUAUAUCAUUACAUAUUUACUCACCCAGCAGCCACCCGUCUGUCACUGCACCUGCCUGGAGCCUCUCCCCAACAGUGCUGUUGUACAGGAUGUGCGAGUCGUGCGUUGAACCGGGCCACCUCGCCACAAUGUUGAGCAGAUUCAUCUGCGCAUCACAGAUGAUCUGCACAUUGAUGGAGUGAACGCCUUUACGGUUAACGUAAGCGUACUUGUCAUCGGAUGGCGCAUUUAUGGCAACAUGAGUACAGUCAAUAGCUCCGAUUACAUUUGGGAAUCCGGCUAUUGCUGCAAAUUGCGUUUUAAUAUUGGCCUGUUCAACCACACCGUAGGGGAAUUUUAUGUACCUGUGAGAGAGGCAGAUCAGCUGGUCCACCACCGUGGGCAUGGCACGGCUGAUGGUGGGCUGGCUCACCCCAGAACGGUCCGCCAUCUCCCGCUGGAAGGACCCUGUGGCCAAGAAGCCGAGUGUGCCCAGCACCAGCGUUGGCACGGGCACCGCUCGGCUUCUGGCCGUUGAUCGCUGGAGCGCCGGGCGGAGCUCCUCGCACAGCUCCAGGAGGAUGGCCCGCGGUAGCCGGAACCAGCUCAUGAGCCACUUGUCUGUGUUCUGGAGCAGGUCCUCCCGCUCCAUAAAGUGACGCUCGCGUCGGAUGGCACGGUUUUCUAUGUCUUCUAUCAGCGCAAGUGCUGCCAUUGUUAAAUGUUGUCUUCUCUAUUUGUAGUUGUAG